CUAUUAACAUGGAAGCUUCCUUACACUGAUAUUGAUACAUAUUUUGAUUUUGUUCGUUGUUAGAGGGCAUACUAAUAGAUGUAGAUCAAAAGACCAUAGUAAAUGAUAGAUGAUUAUAUUAUAUCUAUAACUAUUAUCUAUAUAACUUCAGUAAAGUGACAAUAGAGAUGUCUUCAUAACUGAGUGUAUUAUGUCAGUCACAGGCUAAGAGUAAGAGUAAAAUUCUCAUUUUUAUGGCAAAUUACCAAGAUCAUUUGAAGAUCUAAUAAGUCGUCUAGCGAGAGACUCUACUACUCCAAUCUAGAUCUAUAUAUUAUAUUCUAUAUAAGUAUAUAGAUAUAAAAAUAGUAUAAUUAUGCAUUUACUAAAGAUCCUGAAGUUGUACAAUCAAUUAAUACUUUAUAGGCCUGGACAUUUUAAGUUAACCAGCCGAUGGUCAUCAUGGAGUUCUAAAGAUGUCAGAUCAACAUUUAUCAACUAUUUCAUCAGCGAAGAUCACACAUUUAUCCCCCCUUUGUCCGUUAUUCCCAAGAAAAGGGAGGGAACAUAUUUUAUCAAUUCGGGCAUGAAUCAGUUUAAGCCUAUUUUUUUGGGUGAGUGUGACCCAACUGAUAAAUUUGUUCAUCUUAAAAGGGCUGUGAACAGUCAGAAAUGCAUCAGGGUAGGUGGCAAACACAAUGACCUGGAGGAUGUGGGUCAUGACCUAACGCACCACACUUUCUUUGAAAUGCUUGGCAACUGGUCCUUUGGAGACUAUUUUAAGGUCAGAGUUUGCCAAAUGGCAUUUCAUCUACUGACUAAAGAAUUCAAAGUUCCUGUAGAAAGACUUUAUUUUACCUAUUUUGGUGGAGACAAAUCCCUGAAUCUUUCUGCUGAUGAAGAAUGUAGACAAAUAUGGCGCUCACUUGGUAUUCCAGCUGACAGACUUAUUCCUUUUGGUUUGAAGGACAACUUUUGGGAAAUGGGGUUAUCUGGACCAUGUGGACCCUGCACAGAAAUCCACUAUGACCACAGAGGGUCAGUUUGUUCUCCAGCCGAAGUAAAUUCAGGAUCACCAGAUGUAGUGGAGAUCUGGAACCUUGUGUUUAUGCAGUACAACAGACUUCCAGACAGCUCUCUGGUACCAUUACCUACUCAUCAUGUGGACACAGGGAUGGGGCUGGAGAGAAUGGUGGCUGUUCUGAAUGGAACUGCUGACAACUACAGCACUGAUCUAUUUCUACCUUUGUUUAAGGAGAUUGAAAAACUUUCAGGCUGCCCUGAAUAUAAAGGAAAUCUGCUACCUCUUGACACAAGCUAUAGGUUAUUGGCUGACCACACAAGAAUGUUUACUGUUGCCAUUAGUGAUGGCCUACUGCCAAGUCAGGACAAUUUGGGCCAUAAACUGCGCAGUCUUCUAGUACGAUGUGUUGACUUGUGUAGGAAAGUGUUUCAUACUGAUCCACUCACCACUUUACCAUUACUGGUUUCUAGAGUUAGAGAAUCUCUGGGUUCUGUGUAUCCAGAGAUAGAACAAAGUGAAAAGAAGGUCUGUGAUAUAGUUCAAGCAACGAUCCACCACUAUGAUAAGCACAAAGAACAAGCCAUGAAAUCUUUCAAUAAAAUGUUGUCCAAACAUGGAAAUAUAAAGGUGUUGCCAGGGGACAUAAUGCUUCAGUUGGAACAUGGUGGUUACUUUGGUAAACCUAUGGCCGUCGAGAUGAUCUCUGAGUUGGCAUCAACCCUUGGGAUUAGUUUAGACAUGGAUGGCUACACAAAGCUUUGCCAGAGCACAAAAGCUGACAUCUCUACAUUGCCACUGACAUCAUUGCCAGACAGGGCCAGUUCUUUGGUGAAUCAGAUGCUGCAACUGGGUGUAGCUCCAACUGAUGACAGUUAUAAAUAUAGUCACUGUUCCUUAGGAGACGGUGUCUUUGAUUUCACACAAAUGUUGGAAGUGAUUAGCCCUGUGCAUGUACGAGGUAUCAGUAAAGACAAUUGUUUGCACAGAGAACUGCUUGAAUCAGACGUUGGUGAGGUUGUCCUGGACAAAACAUGUUUUUACAGUGAAGCUGGGGGCCAGGAGGCAGACCAAGGAGAACUAGUGUCAGAGACUGGCACAUUUCAAGUCACUGAUGUCCAAAGGAAAUCUGGUUAUAUUGUCCACUAUGGUCACAUGAGACAAGGCACACUGCAGAUUGGCCAGCAGAUAGAGCCCAGAAUUUACCAGGAAAUUCGAGAGGGAUGCAUGCGUAAUCACACGGCCACACAUCUCCUUCAGUCUGCACUGACAGACCUUCUCCCUUCAACUCAACAGCAGGGCUCAAGUAUCACUUCUCACAAACUGACGUUUAAUUUCCUGGCGCUUUCUGCGUUAGAUAGUAAGAGUAUUCAACAAACACAAGCAGCAGUGCAGAGCUUCAUUAAAAAGGAAUAUUUGGUGUCCAGGACAACACUUCCAUUGGAGGUAGCUUUGAAAAUUCCGAAUGUGAAAGUUUUACAAAAUGAGAAAUAUCCAGAAGAAGUGUCUGUCAUUUCAAUUGGACCAGAGAAUGGUAGUUUUUACAGCUCAGUUGAACUUUGUGGAGGAACCCAUGUACUUAACACCUCAGACCUGGAAGACUUCUGCAUCACUCAGAUGACCAGUAAAGCUCAAAAUGUGAAGAGGGUGACCUGUGUUACUGGAUCACAGGCUCAACUGGCUCACCUCAAUGGCAGUGUUCUCAGGUCAAUGUGCCAGCUGCUAGAAGACUUAAUCAAACAUCAGCCUGGACAGAAUCAUAGUGUUAAACAAAGCCUCAAAUAUGCACAACAGGUUCUACAUGCACUGGGUGCUCAGCAAGAAAGACUUGAACACAGCCUACACUUGCUGGCACAGAAUGUUUCUGAUUAUUAUGCAAGACUGAAGAAUCUUAAUGAAGAAAACCAAAAGACAAGAUCUCUUAUGCAAUCUUAUAUUGACAUCCUGAAAAAGAUUGCUACAGUGGGUCAUGAAGAGCAGGAUAUAAAACAGCUUUUUACCCUCAUCCGAAAGAUUCAACAGGUUGAGUUGGUGCCUAAAGUAGUCAGAGAAGAGGUUCAUAGCUGCUUGGUCAAGAAUGAACAGAAAGUCACAGAAAUGAUCAACAAAAAGAAUAUUUCUCACAUAAACCAGUUGAUUGAAGAUCAGUUUAAGAGGUUUCCUGACUCUUCUGUUGUUUCACUGACUGUGAAUGACAUUGAUAUUAAUCAUAGACAGAUAACUAAAUCAUUAUCCAAACAAAUGCUGAGCAAAUGUGUCAUUUUACUGAACCAAUGUCACAAAACUACAGAUCUGUUUAUAAGUCUUCCACUGUCUUCUUUCCAACCUCUAGUUGAUGAAGAUUUGGACGAACUCAAAGCUCUCCUGAAAGUUGAAGCUAAGGGGAAGUUAUCUGCACAAAACAGCACUGUAGCUAUUUAUACAUUUCAUCUCCAAGGGGAAAUAAAUCACACUAACUCAUUAAUAUCUUAUAUAGAAAACUUAAAACCAAAGCAGUAAUGUGAAAUUUUAUGAUUGUAAUAUUUGUUUUGUUAUAUUUCAGUUUUUGUAUUAAAUUUACUAGAUAUUGCA
Biomphalaria glabrata is the source of this 3571-nucleotide messenger RNA. RefSeq names its product alanine--tRNA ligase, cytoplasmic-like. Gene Ontology annotation, cellular component: cytoplasm; mitochondrion. The transcript has 26 exons. The coding region runs from base 356 to 3499 and encodes 1047 amino acids. Gene Ontology annotation, biological process: alanyl-tRNA aminoacylation; tRNA modification. Gene Ontology annotation, molecular function: amino acid binding; aminoacyl-tRNA deacylase activity; ATP binding. NCBI's taxonomy places the organism in Eukaryota, Metazoa, Mollusca, Gastropoda, Planorbidae. The record is from RefSeq and is a predicted model, not a curated record.